AUGACAUCCCUCUCCAAUGGUUCAGUAACAGAGCCCCUUGUGUUAAAACUCGAAGAAGUCGAUGUUCCCAUCACCGUCCUCCAAGAAAAUAACCCCAACGUUGGCCGCUUUACCGCUAGCUUCAUCGUCUUCCAUCAAACAACCAACCCAGCCAAGCCACAGGUUCUACUAAUACAACGAGGACAUGAUGGCUCAUGGGGCGGGAGCUGGGAGGUACCUGGGGGAGGGCAUGAGCCUGGAAAAGACGAUUCUAUCUUGCAAACUGCGCUUCGAGAGACGUAUGAGGAGGCGGGGGUGCACAUCUCACCUGACGCCGUCUUCCCACUUGUGUACAGAACGGCCUUUUGGCACAAAGAGUCGUGGAUAGCUAGCUACACGUUCAUCGCGGAGGUUGCCGAAGGAGUUCCAAUCACUAUAUCGGAUGAACAUCUUGACUGGGAGUUUUUGGAUGAGGAUGAUAUUCGGCGGUUUGGUGUUUAUCAGAAGGGGGAAGCUCAAGAGGGGCGUGUGAUGCUUGCGAGGAAGAAAGGAAUCCUUCGUCAUUUCUUUAUGAAUAGAGAGAGUCUGCGAAAUGGCGAUGUGGAUAUGCAACGCCCAUUUGAGGCAUAA
Molecule: messenger RNA, 609 nt
Organism: Penicillium longicatenatum
Lineage: Eukaryota; Fungi; Ascomycota; Eurotiomycetes; Eurotiales; Aspergillaceae
Product: NUDIX hydrolase
Exons: 1
Coding region: 1-609 (202 amino acids)
Source: RefSeq, a predicted model, not a curated record